This is a messenger RNA of Chanos chanos (milkfish), 970 nucleotides long. Its product is annotated as zinc finger BED domain-containing protein 6-like. Lineage: Eukaryota; Metazoa; Chordata; Actinopteri; Gonorynchiformes; Chanidae. The coding region runs from base 8 to 970 and encodes 320 amino acids. The record is from RefSeq and is a predicted model, not a curated record. The transcript is spliced from 4 exons.
UCCAGCUAUGUCCACAUCAUCUCGGUUGCACUGGACACCUGAGAUAGCGAAAACUGCUGAUGCAGCACGGCGUGUGGUGAGUCAUUUCCGUCACUCAGCAGCGGCGACGUCUGCCUUGAAGAAGCGUCAGGAACAGUUCAGCGUCAAGGAGAUAAAAAAAGGCCAAAAUGACUGUGUAACUCAUUGGAACUCAACGUUUGUGAUGUUAGAACGACUGUGCGAACAACGAAUCCCAGCGCAAGCUGCUCUGGCUGAUGAGACCAUCACCAAGCCACAGACUCACCAUGCUUUGACCCUAAGAGCCUCACAGUGGGAAUUAUUAGAACAUCCUCUCCCAGUCCUGAGACCCUUUCCAAAGGCGACAACAUUCAUGUGUGCGCAGUUAUAUGUCGGACUCUCCUUUAUUUACCCUGUAACUGACCGUGUUCUGAUGGCCAGAGAGUCUGAUAUGGCAGCUAUUCGUUCAUUUAAGAAGACUGUACAGCAACAGCUGGUGACGCGUUUCAAACUAGACUCCGAAGGACUGGCAGAAUCCGUUCCUGUCGUGGCAUGCGUGCUGGAUCCCUGCUUUAAAGACAUGCAGUUCCUCCCAGAGAAAAGGCCACAGUCCACUUGGCUGGCACAGGAGGUUGACAAACAUCAAACCGUAGCAGGAAACCGGAGCUCCUGGAGGAAACCCACGCAGACACGGGGAGAACGUGCAAACUCCACGACCCUGACCGCCUGGCCAGGAAUCGAACACGAGACGGUGCUACCCACUGCGCCACCGUGCCACCCUUGGCAGCAUCUCAUCAUUCCAAUGAUCAGCGUGAUGAUGCUGCUGAUGACCGCGUGGACGGGGUUAAUGGUGACAGCAGAAGCAUUUUGCAUAGUCUUUGAACUAAUGCAAGACAUCUACCGCUGCCCACGCCCCCGUCGGGUACUCGAGUACUCGAGUUUUUCUGGAAAGGAGUGCUCAGGCAGCCCCUAG